AUUGGAGUAACCGAGCCGAGUCGGAGAUAAACGAACUUUGGGGCGGGCAAUCACUGUGGAUUUCGGUAGAUACCGACUGUUGUCGACUCAAUACGACGUUGAACGAAGCGAAAACCGACUGAGUCCGAACGACACUGUAGCACAGCGGAAAGCAGUGCGUCCGAAUCUAGUGCCGUGGUGGCUGGGUUACUGUGUUGUCUCUGUGAAGUUAUACAUGUUUAGUGCGUGUGUUCUCUUGGAAUUUCAGGAUAACCAGUGAAUAAAGUGUGGAAACUAGAUUCGGAAGUGAAUAAACUAAAGAUUGGAAAAUAAAGCCACAAGCAAACGACACAAAAUAAAUAUUUAUUAGAUUAUAAAACCUGUCGAGUUGUGGAAAGCUAGCAAGAGACCGCGACGGCCAUGGCUCGCCGUCGCGAGGACACCGACGACGGUGAUUAAAGCGUCGACGGGUGCGGUACCAGAAUGAAAAAAGCUAGAUAAAUAAACAAAAUAACUUCAGCAAGAAUUAUUCUUCAUUUUAAAACCAAUAUUUAACCAAAUGCAACAAUUAGUAACGCUAGUUUUUGCUUUCAUCUUUAUCGAGUCGUAGAACUCUUGGAUAAUAAGUCGGUAAAGAGUGAAAAUCACUUAAAAACACAAGGAUUACUUAAGAGUAAGUAGUGAAUUGAUGCAGUUUUAGAAGUGUACCAUUGUGAAAUGUUUUUUAAAAAUCACGUUAAAUUGAUAUGUAUACUGAAAAGUAUACAUAAGUUUGUCUAGAAAUAAGUCGUGUUACAGACUUGGAAGUUGGAGUCUUCUAGUUGGUCGAAAAGUGAUAAUAAGCUAGACGUGCAAGUGAAGUCAGUGUUUUUAGUUUUGUAAGAAUCAUCAUACAAUUGACUUUAAUUAGAGAGACAUAGCAAAACUUAUCCUCUAAGAGGAUACACCCGAAAUAGAGGGAAGAUGAGCGCGCCAAGAAAAUCGACGCCCGAUCCUUAGCUCAUGUUGAAAGUACAUUUUACUUUUUUUUCGAUUUCUUCUUUGUCUCCAAAAGUACCUCAACCUUGUGGAGGUACCUAUAUAUAUCGUUAACAAGGCUUAACGGUCAAAAUGCAAGUAGCUACGUUGUUCAGAGAGAGUGCUACUCUGUUGGGUGCCUCUAGUCUUGAUCCACCCCAAACUCAUCACCAAACUCUUCAACAACAACAACAGCAACAUCAAAAUCAACAAAUUCAACAACAAAUACAACAGCAAAACAUGGAUAUGCAUCUCCAUCAUAUGCAGCAUCAUUAUAAAAUGUCAUACCCAUCUCCAGUGCAAAAUGGUGUACAAAAUGGUAGUACAAUCAACUGUUCUGGUUCUCAAGGGUUAAUGGUGAAGCAGGAAGCCAGAGAUGAUGGCUAUGAAACAAGUCCAGACCUGGAGAUGAGAAGCAACGGGGGUGAUAGUAGUCAGCAGUACCAUACUCCACUGACGCCGCAUACACCCCACACACCUCAUACGCCUCAUACACCACUGACGCCAAUAUCGGCAACGCCGCAUCAGCCCCAACAACCGAGCUCUACUGGGGCCACAUUAGGACAGGUAACAAUAAAAUGUGAAACACCAGUGGAUCCCUAUUCCUUCGUUGAUGAAGAGAUGUCAAUGAGUGGUGGAAUUAGAACAGCAAGUAGUCCUGGAGAAAAUCCUGAUGGCAUGACUUGUUCUACGAGUAAUGCACAAAGUAGUGGUCUUACUACUCCUUCUUCAGCAUCUACGAGUCCGAUGCCCAAUCAACAGCAACCACCACCUCCUCUACCACCUCUACAACAUCCUCAUCCUCAAGCUCAUCAACAUCAACAACAACCACAACAUUCUCAGCAUCAUCCAAUGGGAAUGAUGAUGAAUGGAUCUCUUAAUCCACAUCAGAUGCAACACCAACCUAAAAAACGAGGCCGUAAGAAGAAGUCUGAAAUGAUCCUCACACCUGAAGAGGCGGAGUUGGCUGAAGCGAAGAAAAAAGCUAAAACCUACAAGGAAAGAAAAAAGCAUGAUAGGUUUGAUGGUAUGCCUGAAGAAGAAGUUAGUAAGAGGGUAUUACCUGAUCAUCUCACCAAUAAUCUUGACAUAAUAAUUAUUGGUAUAAAUCCUGGGCUUUUUGCUGCGUACAAGGGCCACCACUACGCCGGACCAGGAAACCACUUUUGGAAAUGUUUACAUUUAAGUGGUUUGACGCCAGAACCACUUACUGCAGAUGACGACUACAAACUCCUACGCCUUGGAAUUGGUUUCACUAAUAUGGUUGCACGUGCGACCAAAGGAAGUGCCGAUUUAACGAGAAAAGAGAUAAAAGAAGGUAGUCAUUUAUUGCUGGAAAAGUUAAAAAAGUACAAGCCAAAAAUAGCAGUAUUUAACGGGAAACUUAUCUAUGAAGUGUUCUCGGGGAAAAAAGAGUUUGGAUUUGGUAGACAACCGAGCUUAGUUGAGGGAACAAAUACGUACAUGUGGGUGAUGCCAUCAAGCAGCGCCAGAUGUGCACAAUUACCCCGCGCAGCAGAUAAGGUGCCAUAUUACGCAGCUUUGAAAAAAUUCCGAGACUAUUUAAAUGGCACAAUUUCACAUUUAGACGAAUCAGAUAUCGUAUUUGCAGAUCCGAAAAUUCAUAAAAAGAAAGAACUUGAAGCAUUAGAGGAUAAAAAAUCUACAUAUGGUGAUGAUAUGGACGGCGAAAACAGAAAUUCUGAUUUAAGUGAUUCUAAACAAGAUCAAGGAUUAAUUCCUGGAAAGAAAAAAAGAGGAAGACCGAAAAAGAUCAAGAAUCCCGAUGAACAGCCGUUACCAGACUCUGAUAAAUUAGACGCCAAUGGAGAAGUCAUUAAGAAACGUCGUGGACGACCUAAAAAAAUUCAUCAACAGCAGAAACAACAGGAGAGAGAGGUGAGAGAACGUGAACAAUUAAUACAUCAACAACAGCAACAGCAGCAACAACAUCUUCAUCACCAUCAUCAUCAUCAUCAUCAUCAUCAACAACAACACCAUCAAGGAAUGGUACAUCUUAGUGAUGGAUAUGGAAAUGUCUCUAAUUGUUUUUCACCUUCGUUAAUGACACCUCCAAAGCCUUUUGCUCAUAUGGCACCGUAUUCGCAACAAGAAUCGAAUUUUUUCUCUCAGGGUAUGAACGACGGUGGCCCAUACAUGAGUGCAAAGCAAAGUCCUAUUCAUCUUCAACAGCAUUACAGCCAAAGCCCAAAAUCAAUGUCUCUGUCGUUCACUCAUUCCGAUCUAUCAUCAGAGAUCAAUACUGCCAUGUCUUCGGAAAACAAUCUCGAGCCAUCGCCAUUAACUUCUCCAAGUGUCGAACACCCGGAUUUUGAACCACCAACCAGCAUGGCUCAAAAUCUUAAUAGCGAUCACCGCGCGUACAAUCCAGCGGGUACGACAGAUGGCUCAGUCCCACAUGGUAGUAAUCCAGGUACACCAUCACACUCAAAUUACACAAGUUAUAUGGGUUUCCAUGAUCAACAAACUCCUGAGCCUCAUAGCGGGCAUCCACAUCAGACAACGCCAACGGGAAUGAGCCAAGGUGCUGAUGAUGGACACUCUCAUCAAUCUCACCAAACACCUCCGUUAAGUCAUCCUCAUACACCUACGCAUGCGUCAAUGUCACCUCAUCCACAUGAACAAUACGGUAUGAAGACGAAUUCUGGACAAGAUGUUGCAUCAAAGAGCUUAAGCGACCUUGAGUCUCUUGUUGAUCAAAUUCCAAGCAUAGCUGAUGGGGGUAAUCAACGCUUACAUUCUGGAAUUUCUGAUGAUGGAAUGGGUGACAAACUUGAAUCACAUCACCAGUCGUACUUGUCGGGUUUCUCUGGUCCUGGAAUGAAUGCUAACUACAGUCCCCCUUUAAGUGGAGGAGGAAACUAUCCCGGAUCACAUUUGUACUCUUUAGGAGACAAUUAUGGUUCAGUUUACGGCAUGAAUAGCCGUGAUGGUCAACAGCAACAGCAACAUUCACAGCAGCAGCAACAACAACAACAACAGCAGCAGCAGCAACAACAACACAGCAAAUCCUACACUGUAGAAAAUCUAGCGUCCAGUAAUUACACACCGAGCAUGAGCCAAUCUGGGAAUUCUUACUCAAAUAUUAUCCCUGGCCCUCAUUACCCCGUACCGCCAAUGGGACCCACUAAUGGUUAUCUAUUUGGAGGUCUAGAGUCUAGCCUUAUGCAACGUACUUAUGGAAUGGGUGGAAUGAGCGGAAUGAGUGGAAUGCAUCCAUCUUUAGGUCACAUGGCUAAUCCUUAUCCUUAUAAUACAUCCUAUUCAAGUUCCUUCGAAUCAUACCCAACACCUCCAGCUGGUAUCCACGCACCUAGUCCUAAUUAUCCUGGUGGCUAUGGCGUGACCGGUUCUACUGGAAGUCCUGGAAAUUCUGCAUCACCUCCCUACCUUCAAUCUCAUCACAGGCCACCCGUUGACCUCGCAUAUGAUGGCGUAUGAUAAUCAAUGUAAGCGUGACACAUAAAAUUUACGCUGAAUUACUACCUUUUUUUUACGUAUUUUUACACUCUAGAGUUUUCUUGGCAUGCCUGAUGCACCCAAAAAAACUUGGCAUUACGGCAAAUUUUUACAAGCGCGUCGCCGUUUUUGCUAGACAAUAAAAUUUUUAUCAACUGUAUAAUGAAAUUGUUUUAAAUGAUAGUUGAAAAAAAUGUCAUAUUAAUUAUAAUAAUAAUAAUAAUAAAUAAAUAAUAAUAAUAAUAAUAGUAAUGAUAAUGAUGACGAUGAUGAUGGUGAUGAUAAUGAUAAAUAAAUAAAUAUGAAUUACUAAUGAUUAAUUAAGAGUAAAUGAAUAAUAACAGUCUGUAAUUACGGCGACGCGAUUAGAAUUAAUCUAGUCCACCCGCAACGAAUAGUGCUUUCAGUUGAAUCAAUCAUGCCGGGUUAUAUCUCGUUGAUUCACGACUCGGCACUCGGAGAUCGGCGAAUAAAAUGAUUCGGGUAACUAUUCGACUUAUCAUUAUGCUCAAAUUCAAGUUUAUCAAUCAAUACUCAUCGUAUGGCCUAUUCGUAUUUAUUAGAUUUUAAUAAAAGUUUUUCACAAUUCAUAUUUUAGCUUGUAUUUAAUCAUUUGGAAAAUUCCAUUUAUUUUAUUGCAUAAAUAUUCAAUAAAUUAUGAAGAUGAAUAUGCUUAUUCAAUCAAAUAAAUACGUUUAAAUGAACUAUAAAUAUUGUGGAGACUUUGAUUAAAAUCUAAUCCUAUAAUAGACACAAUUAAUAAAUGAGAAUACUUUAACUUAAAAUUGUUAUAAAUGAUAAUGGCCAGUAAGGUGCUAUAAUAAACGUGCAAUUUGUACCGUACGUAUCCUGACUUAGUUGUUGUUGAUGUUGUUGUUGUUGUUAUUGUUGCCUUAGAUUAACUUCAUUGUCAUUAAUUAUUAUAUUUACAAACUGUGAAUGUGAUUUGUGCAUUCCGAAUAUUUUGCCGGUGAAAAUAAAAAUGUGGAGUAUUAUAUGAUAUUAUUAUGUACAUACAAAGAUCAUCGUAGAAUACGUUAUGAGUUCGUUGAGGCUACGUGAUACGUGGUUUUUUGUGUUUUAUUUUUUUUUUCUAUUAAUCAAUAAGUUAUUCUACAAGUCAGGAAUCCAGUAACAGAAAAAAAGUUAAAAAAAAAAAUAAACAUAAUCUCAAAAAUACGAAUAAUACGUUGAGUAUGAAAAUAUAAUAGUAAAAAUUAAACAUAGAAAUGAAAUGAUAUCGAAUGAACCUUGUUUCAGUGUUGUUAUUAUUUCGCCGAUCUCCGUUAAUCACUGGCGGUCGUUGUACAUACAAUUAUAUUAAUGAAAAAAAAACAAAACGAAUUUUCAUCGGUGUUGUUAUCAUUGUCAUUGACAAUUUAUAAUUAUGAAAAAUACAAAAAAAAUAAUUAAAAUAAAUUUGCCAUUGCUAAUUGCCAUCUUCAUUAUUGUUAUCAUACUGGUUUAUUCUAAAUUUUACUUAUAUUUUAAAUACAGACAAAUAUAUUUGUACAUAUAUUUUUUUUUAAUUUUUCUAUUUUACAAUAGGCGAAAAGUCACGAAAGAAUAAUAAUAAUAAUAAUCAUAAGAAAAAAAAGAAAACAAGCGAGAUUAAAUAUAGAUUUUUUUUGUAUUUAAUUUUUCUUAGAUAAUAGAGAAAUAGUGGAAAAGUAGUGAGAAUGAUGAUGACGAUGAUGAAGAUGAUGCAUUGAAACGAUGUAAUAGAGUUGCGUUAUGUUACGUUUAUGCCAUAAUUAAUAUUCUAUUAUGUUUUCACAGUUGAGUAUGUAAUGGUGAUUAAAUGACUGAUGCAUGGCAUAUAUUAAUUAGUAGAUAAAACAAUAGGGCAAUGAAGAAUAAUAAGAGCAGAUGAGAUAAAUCGCAGAUAAAUCUAGAUUACGUUGACACACCGAUACACCUUUGACGCUAAUAUGCUGCUGUAAAAUGAUGCAUCAGUUUUACUAUACAUAUAAUAUAUAAAUAUAAAAAAAAAUAUAAAUAGAUAUUGUGUAAUGAAAUAAAAAAAACAAAAAAAUAUAUAUAAAUAUAUACAUAUUACAGAAUAACUAGCCAAUAUGAAAACAAAUUAACAAUUGUCAAAUAAUCAUCAUAGAAUGUGUCGACAGAUGAAGGAGGCGUUGCACAGGGUAUAGAUUGAAGUCGUUGAUGCUAUAUAACUGCUGUCUAUAUUAUAUAUAAGUAUAUAGAUGUUUCUUUCAUUCUAUCGGCCUCAAUGAUUGAAAAUCAAUCGACAUCUAUUAACUAUUUGAUGUUUUGAUAAAGAUCGUGUCCAUUUACGAUCUCUACAGAAUUAUGUGAGUGUCAUUAAAUGUUAAUUAUUCAACAUAAUGGAAAUUACCAUUACUUAUUGAAUAAAUAAUGCGAACUAUCGCCCAGUUAUUUUAUCAAUAAACUCAUUGAUUGAUCAAUUAAUCGGCUGAAUAAAGAGAAUGAUUUAAUCAGCGACAACUAAAUCAUUGUAAAUUAAUAUAUAAUAAAUACAAAAAUUAGUUAUUAAGAAUACAGUAAUUAUAUUAUUAUUAUAUUAUACAGACAGAUCAAUGAAUCGCUGUUGCGCAUCGAGUUUUAUCGUGAGAAUAAGUGAAUCAGAGAGUUUGGGCCAUGUUUUCGGCCAACAACAUAUUUUUUAAUCACUUUUUCAAAUUCUCUCAUUUUAAUGUUCAAAAAUAUCUUGAAUGCUACUAUUCUAUUUCCUUUACCUAAUGAAUACUGUACUUUACAAUUUACAAUUAGUCGUAUAUUUUACUCAUCUGUAGACUGUUCAACGGCCGUUCGAAUGAUCUGAAUAUCUUUAUAACUAUUCGAUUUAAUCAACCACUUUCAUUAAUUGUCGAUCGCAGCUUCAGUGUCUGCUAUCGACUCUAAAUUUCAGGGUAUACAUCAACUUUCAUGCUGUCUUCAUUAUCAUUUAUAAGAAAUUCGUCAUUAAUAAAUGAAUAAAUUUAUCAUUGAAAUAAAUUUUAAUAUUUUCCAUAGAUUGUUUACUUACAAAUAAUUAUUUCACUUGAUUAAAUCAAAUUAAUAUGAUUGAUUAUCUAUACAUAGUUUGAAUUCAUCCAUCAAUCUGUCCAAUUAUUGUUAUAAUUUUUUUUUAUAAAAUCGUAGUAAAUGAAUUAUGCUACAUUAAUUGGUAUGUAAAACAUUGAAUUUUUAACUUGUAUAAGUAAUUUUUGGUAGUGAACAAUUUAUGAUAAAAAAAAAAAGUAUGCAAGAGUGUGCAAGAAAAAAUGGAAUGGAGUUAUUGUCUGUUUAACGAUCAAUGAACAUUAAGUAGUAAAGAUUUUUAUGCUGAACAUACAAGUGUGUAUGUUUACUUGGUACAAAGGUAAUAGUCGAUCUUAAGUUACGCCAAAAUAAUUAUUAAUUAAUUAUGCGCGACUAUUUCCCUUUUGAUUCUUCAGUCACUAUAAAUGCAGGCUGUCCAUUAAAAAAAAAAAA
Messenger RNA from Chelonus insularis, 7935 nucleotides. RefSeq names its product Thymine DNA glycosylase (gene Tdg). NCBI's taxonomy places the organism in Eukaryota, Metazoa, Arthropoda, Insecta, Hymenoptera, Braconidae. Gene Ontology annotation, molecular function: pyrimidine-specific mismatch base pair DNA N-glycosylase activity; uracil DNA N-glycosylase activity; DNA binding. The transcript is spliced from 9 exons. The coding region runs from base 1090 to 4458 and encodes 1122 amino acids. The record is from RefSeq and is a predicted model, not a curated record. Gene Ontology annotation, biological process: base-excision repair, AP site formation. Gene Ontology annotation, cellular component: nucleus.